Molecule: messenger RNA, 2026 nt
Organism: Arachis stenosperma
Lineage: Eukaryota; Viridiplantae; Streptophyta; Magnoliopsida; Fabales; Fabaceae
Product: mitochondrial-processing peptidase subunit alpha-like
Exons: 13
Coding region: 217-1746 (509 amino acids)
Biological process (GO): proteolysis
Cellular component (GO): mitochondrion
Molecular function (GO): metalloendopeptidase activity; metal ion binding
Source: RefSeq, a predicted model, not a curated record
AAUUAUAUUCCCAGAUUAUUUAAACAUGAUAAGUGAUCCAUCAUUAAAAAAAGUUUUUGAUUGAUUGAAGUCUGAAGAUGAAAAUGAAAUGGGCUGGGUUUAGGGCAAGAUUGGAGGAGAGAAGAGGCCCAAAGUCCAAAAGCAAAGAGGAGAGUGAAGACAGAAGAGAGAAGAAGCCUCAGUCAUUCGCUCAUUGAUCGCGAUUGUCUUGGCACAAUGUACAGGAACGCUGCUUCACGCCUUAGGGCCUUGAGGGCGCGUUCCAUCAGCAGGGUACCUGCUACUGCUAGAUUCGCAAGUUCGAGCUCCGUUGCCACAACAAAAUCAUCUCCGUUGGGUGGCUUGUUUGGGUGGCUCACCGGCGGCGGAUCCAGCUCUGCUCCCCCUCUGGAUUUCCCCCUUCCCGGAGUGACCCUCCCCUCUCCAUUGCCCGAUCACGUUGCCCCCGGUAAAACCAUCGUCACUACCCUCCCAAAUGGAAUCAAGCUUGCCUCCGAAACUUCCGCGGGUCCUGCAGCCUCAAUUGGUUUGUAUGUGGAUUGUGGUUCAAUCUAUGAGACUCCUUUAACAUUUGGGGCAACACAUCUGCUAGAGCGAAUGGCCUUCAAGAGCACUAGAAACAGGACUCACUUUCGGGUGGUUCGCGAGGUAGAGGCCAUUGGUGGCAAUGUGCAGGCCUCCGCUUCCAGGGAGCAGAUGGGUUACACCUUUGAUGCUCUCAAGACUCAUGUUCCCGAAAUGGUCGAGCUUCUGGUUGAUUGUGUUAGGAACCCUGUCUUUCUUGACUGGGAGGUCAAUGAACAGCUUCUGAAAGUGAAGGCUGAGGUUGGUGAAGCUUCCAAAAAUCCUCAAGACUUGCUUUUGGAAGCGAUUCAUUCUGCUGGAUAUUCUGGUGCCUUGGCAAAUCCUCUUUUAGCUUCAGAAUCCGCACUUAACGGACUAAAUGGUUCGAUUCUGGAGGAAUUUGUUGCCGAAAACUAUACGGCACCUCGGAUAGUACUUGCUGCUUCUGGUGUUGAGCAUGAGGAAUUGUUAUCUAUUGCAGAACCGCUUUUGUCUGACCUACCCAACGUCCAACGUCCAGAGGAGCCCAAAUCUGUAUAUACUGGUGGUGAUUAUAGAUGCCACACUGAAUCAGGAAGGACCCACUUUGCUCUCGCAUUUGAACUUCCUGGUGGCUGGCAUAAGUUGAAGGAUGCUAUGGUCUUAACUGUUCUUCAGAUGCUACUGGGAGGUGGUGGAUCAUUCUCUGCUGGCGGACCUGGUAAAGGAAUGUAUUCACGGCUAUAUCUCCGAGUUCUGAAUGAAUAUCCACAAUUUCAUUCUAUUUCAGCAUUCAACAAUAUUUACAAUAACACAGGCAUAUUUGGUAUCCAAGUUACAACAGGUUCGGAUUUUGUAUCAAAAGCCAUCGAUAUAACAGUUAAUGAGCUUCUUGCAGUCGCUACAUCUGGACAGGUUGAUCAGGUACAGCUGGAUCGUGCCAAACAGGCUACAAAAUCUGCAAUUUUGAUGAACUUGGAAUCAAGAAUGGUUGUUUCAGAAGAUAUAGGAAGACAAGUUCUGACAUACGGUGAAAGGAAACCUGUCGAGGAUUUCUUGAAAGCAGUGGACGAAGUAACGCUAAAAGAUAUUGCUUCAAUUUCUCAGAAGCUCAUUUCUUCCCCUCUUACAAUGGCAUCAUAUGGAGAUGUUAUUUAUGUUCCAAACUAUGAAUCAGUGAGCAGCAAAUUCCGUUCAAAAUGAGGUGUGAGUGUGACAUACAAUCAAAGAACUCAUGUAUGGAUGAAAGGUGUAAAAUUAAGUUAAAACCCUAAAUGUCCUUGUUGUAAGCCAAUAAAUUGGUAAUCAUGCGCAAGUAGCAUAUGCCUGCGUAACUCAUUAUUUUUGGGGUUCAUAAUCAUUGACCUGAGUGGGUCUUCAUUUACUGUUUGAAGUUAGGCUGAACUGACUGCUGGAUUAUUUUUGGAUUCAGUCUCAUUCCCUAAACCAAAUCAUAGAACAUUGAUCCGUUAUUCAUUUUCAA